AUGCAAAAUCUCGACUUCACUUGUUAUAUUGAUAUGACUUCGAUUUCAUCGAGUCCUAUAUUGAAUCUCAUUGUUGGGUCUUUGAUCUUUCACUCCCAAGGUUGCCGGCUCCGCAGUCACGACUAUCACGAAUCCCCAAAAUUUGACUUCUUUGUUUAUUACCCACGACUUCGGUUUAUAUCCUUGGUCCUUUUGUUUUAUGCUUGGCAUUUGUGUCUCGCGCCGCAUGAUAUAAUUCAUCGCUCCCACCUCUCUCUCGUCACCUGUGACACAAAUGGCAAACGAUUGGUCUUGGGGCCCCUUCUCUCCGUGGCAUCUUCGCAUGUAUCCGGGAGAUAUCGAUACCCUCGAUGCAUCUUCUGUCUAAUCUCAAGAGUCCAGCCAAUCCCCGUGACUGUCUAUCUGAAUUUGGCUUGCUCUUUUGGUUUGCUUCCAUAUAUCUGCAUUUCACCAUUCGGCGCUGCCGGCGAGCCAGGGCCGUCACAUUUCCCGUCUCCAUUGGUCAUGCGUUGA
This is a messenger RNA of Penicillium crustosum, 513 nucleotides long. RefSeq lists its product as uncharacterized. NCBI's taxonomy places the organism in Eukaryota, Fungi, Ascomycota, Eurotiomycetes, Eurotiales, Aspergillaceae. The coding region runs from base 1 to 513 and encodes 170 amino acids. The record is from RefSeq and is a predicted model, not a curated record. The transcript has 3 exons.